This is a messenger RNA of Acanthosepion pharaonis, 999 nucleotides long. NCBI's taxonomy places the organism in Eukaryota, Metazoa, Mollusca, Cephalopoda, Sepiida, Sepiidae. The record is from the annotation of a GenBank genome assembly.
AUGGUUUCUUCUUUUCUGGGCACUCAUCUUUCUCUUUUCUACCAUAUUCUAUCAUUUCCAGAUGCCUUUCUUUCUUUUUCAUAUUCCUUCACAAAUACCGUCGCAAAUCUCGUUAAUGUGAUGGUUUUUCCCAUUUUCUUUCUUUCUUUUCUUUUUUCUUCCAUUCUUUUCUUUUUCUUCCCUUUACCUUCCUUUUCUUUUUUUUCUCUCGCCCUCUUUUCUUUCAUCCUUUUGUCCUUCCUAUCCUCUUUUUCUUUUUAUCUUUUUGUCCUCUUUAUCUUUUUCUCUACUUUCCUUUUUUCUUCUCUUCUUUUGUUUCUUUUCUUUUCUUUCCUGGCUCUUUUAUUUCUUUUUCUUCUGUUCUUUUGUUGUUCUUUUCUUUGUUUUCUUUUGUCCCUUUUCUUGUUCCCUUUCCUGCUGUUUUCUUGUUUUCCACAUUUCUUCCUCUUUCCUUUUUCUUUUAUUCUUCCUUUACUCUUUUCUUCUCUUCCGUAUUUUCUUUUUUCUUAUUUCCUUGCUCUUUUCUCUUUAUUUUUCUUCCUUUUUCUCCUUUUCUUCUUUCCUUCCACUUUCUUAUCCAUUUUUACCGGUAUUUAUUUUUCAGUUCAUUUUCUCUUUUGCAUUUAUUUUCAUAUCUUUCUUUCAUCUUCUUUCUUUUUUUCCUUCUUCUUCUUUGCUUUUGCUUUCCUUUUUUUCUUUUUCUCAUCUUUUUUACGCUUUAAAUUUUCCUUUUACAUUUCCCUCUCUCGUAUUCUUCUUUCUCACUUUUCUUUUCUCCUUCUUUUUCUCUCUUAUUCUUUUCCUUUUUCUCUUUUUUAUGUCUCUAUUUCUUUUCUAUUACUUUUUCUCUAUCUUUCACUUUACUCUAUAUUUCUUUCUAAUCUUUCGUUUUCUCUUUUUUUAUUUUUUCUUCCCCUUUUUCUUUCUCGUGCUUCUUCUCAUUUUCCCUCUUUCUUUUUCUCUUUCUUUUUCUAUCUCACUUUCCCUCUUCUAUCAUAA